CACAAUCCCACUUUCCAAGCCAUGGGCGAAAAAGUUGGAUAUGUUGAUAUUCCAGACGUCCAACCGUAAUCUCCGCCCCUCCAACCGAGCGCGAUAUCACGACUCCCGAUACCUCGUCCGCACUUUUUUCUUUUUCCUUACCCACAGAGGUCCCCGCCCACACCCUCCUAGCAGACGAGAGAAAACAACAUCGCAAACAUGGCGGACGUUAUCAAGGAUGUCCCCAUCACCUCGGUGGUCGUCGAGGCCCUAGUGGUGAUGAAGAUCGUCAAGCAUGGCUCGUCCAACUUCCCCACCAUCGCGACCGGGUCCAUCGUCGGCAUGGACCGCAACGGCGUCCUCGAAAUCACAAACUCCUUCCACUUCCCCACGGUCGAGACCUCGGCCGACUCCUCCUCCUCCCACCAGAACGACGCCUCGGCCCUGGCCGUCGCCGCGCCGAGGCAAAAGGCCAACAUCGCCUACCAAAACGAGAUGAUCAGGCACCUGAAGGAGGUCAACGUCGACGCGAACAACGUCGGCUGGUACACCAGCGCCACCAUGGGCAACUUUGUCAACCUCGGCUUCAUCGAGAACCAGUACCACUACCAGAAGGACAACGAGAAAACCGUUGCCGUCGUCCAUGACGUCAGCCGCACCUCGCAGGGUUCUCUGAGCCUUCGUGCUUUCAAGCUGACGCCGGCGUUUAUGGCUGCCUAUAAGGAGGGCAAGUUUACGACGGAGAGCUUGCAGAAAUCCAAACUCACUUUCAGGGACAUCCUCCAAGAAUUCCCCGUCACCGUCCACAACACGCACCUCCUCACCACCUUCCUGCACCAGCUCCCGCAGGCCCCGCAGCCCGACACGCUGGAGCCACCAACAUCCAUCUCGGAGCUCAAGGACGACCCGUCCCGGCAGCCGCUGUACCCGUCGGUGGACAACCUGGACCUGUCGAUCGACCCGUUCCUGGAGAAGACGUGCGACCUGCUCCUCGACAGCAUCGACGCGCACUACAACGAGGUGAACAACUACCAGUUCUACCAGCGGCAGCUGGGCCGCGAGCAGGCCAAGAUCUCGCAGUGGCAGGCCAAGCGCAAGGCCGAGAACGCGCAGCGGACGCUGGCCAAGCAGCAGCUGCUCCCCGAGGACGAGUGGCAGCGGCUGUUCAAGCUGCCGCAGGAGCCGAGCCGGCUGGAGGGCAUGCUCAACGCUAAGCAGGUCGAGCAGUACAGCAAGCAGGUGGACGGGUUCACGGCCAAUAUCAGCGCCAAGAUGUUUGCCGUGCGGGAGAACUUGCUUCCCAAGCACGCGUAGAGGGGGCGGCGCUUCGAAUUUGGGUUUCCCCCGGCGAAGCGAAUGAAUUAAGGCUUUAAAAGGGGACAAAAAGCACAAGGUUUACGCAACGAGGAGGCUGGGAGAAUCAAAAGGACAGGGACAGCUGGGCUGAUGACCGAACAACGACUUAUCGGGGAAAUAGGGCGGCACAUAGACGUGAAGGUCCUCGGAUGUCGGUCUGGGUCAGGGAUGGUUGAUCUGGAUCUGGGGAGCGGAUCAUUUCAGCAUUUCUACAUGGCGUUUUACGGGGCUGCCCGCUCUCUGUGUGUCUCUUACAUAGGUAUGACGGGCAGUGCAGAUAAUCGACAUCUCAAUGACCUGGGGUGUUGAUGAUCUCUCUGGUAAGAAUUAUCGGCAGCAAUUUUUCACGAAAACUUAGGUCGGACCUGUGUUGUAAAGUGACAAGUUGGGAUUUGACAGCGCCUUUGUCGUGACGGGACCCGUCUCAUCCCACCAUCCCACCAUCCCAUCACGGAUU
Molecule: messenger RNA, 1792 nt
Organism: Sodiomyces alkalinus F11
Lineage: Eukaryota; Fungi; Ascomycota; Sordariomycetes; Glomerellales; Plectosphaerellaceae
Product: eukaryotic translation initiation factor 3 subunit 3
Exons: 3
Coding region: 199-1293 (364 amino acids)
Cellular component (GO): eukaryotic translation initiation factor 3 complex; cytosol; cytoplasm
Molecular function (GO): translation initiation factor activity; metallopeptidase activity; protein binding
Source: RefSeq, a predicted model, not a curated record